Messenger RNA from Phycomyces blakesleeanus NRRL 1555(-), 462 nucleotides. RefSeq lists its product as hypothetical. The record is from RefSeq and is a predicted model, not a curated record. Lineage: Eukaryota; Fungi; Mucoromycota; Mucoromycetes; Mucorales; Phycomycetaceae. The transcript has 3 exons. The coding region runs from base 1 to 462 and encodes 153 amino acids.
AUGGGACUUUCUGAUUACAACGUUAACCUCUUCAAGCAUAUAACACCUCCUCUAAUAAAAAGCAUAACACCAAGUUCUUUGUCCCCGCAUUACGCGGCUCAAUCUCCUUCAGGACGUAAACCUGACUUGGUAGCGAAGGAGGUGCUGGAAUGGUGGCAAACCAACGGAAAGCACCCGUUCAUCCAGUCCCACAUCUCGUCACCGAGUAAUGUGGGUGCGAACUCGCCAGAGAACUUACCACUAGGUGAUAAGGUCCAGCUCAUUCGACUACCAGUAGCUUCACCGUCAGCCGUUAAAGAGUUCAGUCAGGUUAGCAGUGAAGAGCCAGCACAUCUCACCACAGAGACCAUGCCCCACGACUUCUCAGAAUUAACUGAGCUGGCGAGUAACAACUUUCACUUUCCGAUGCUUGUAGCAUGGAAGAAUCUCCCUGCAACGGUCGCAAGAGACGCCUCACUAUGA